Messenger RNA from Micropterus salmoides (largemouth bass), 7785 nucleotides. RefSeq names its product cyclin-dependent kinase 14 (gene cdk14). The transcript has 15 exons. The record is from RefSeq and is a predicted model, not a curated record. Gene Ontology annotation, biological process: protein phosphorylation. The coding region runs from base 379 to 1791 and encodes 470 amino acids. Lineage: Eukaryota; Metazoa; Chordata; Actinopteri; Centrarchiformes; Centrarchidae. Gene Ontology annotation, cellular component: cytoplasm; cytosol; nucleus. Gene Ontology annotation, molecular function: ATP binding; cyclin-dependent protein serine/threonine kinase activity; cyclin binding.
AUCUAGAUUGCGGUGGAGCAGGGAGAGACUGGGACGCUGAGAGAGGAAAGAAAGAAGUCCAAGCUAGAUCUCAUUUUAAGGAUCUUAACCAAAACAAAGACGCACCAGAAUUACGCGCGCUCUCCAGUUUGGAUGCCUCUGCUUCAGCGCGGACUUUUAUUGCCUCUUUGGAAAUGUAGUUUUUUUUCUUGAGGAAAUCUCAAGAAGGCAUUUGUUCUUACUAGUUGAUGAGAGAAGUGAGAGCCGUUGAGGCUCCGUUUCCUGUUUGCCUUCGCUCUGCAGCUGGGCUGAAGAAGCCCCGCAGGGCUGACUGAACACCGGUCCCCCUUCCCCGCAUCAAACCACCGCCAGUCCGCUGCAAAACUCGGCCGAAAAGAAAUGUGCGACCUGAUGCCAGCCUCCCAGCCCGCGGAGAAAAUCGGCAAGAUGAAGAAGUUGAGGAGAACUUUGUCCGAGAGUUUCAGGAGUAUUGCUUUCAAGAAAGAGGACAGCGGCUUUGAUGAGAUAUGUGUCACAAAGAUGUCCACACGCAGCUGCCAGGGAACAGACUCGGUCAUCAAGCCCCUGGACACCAUCCCUGAAGACAAGAAGGUGAGAGUGCAGCGCACGCAGAGCGGCUUCGACCCGUUCGAGAAGCCCGCCAGCCAGGUGAAGAGGGUCCACUCUGAGAACAAUGCCUGCAUCAAUGCCAAGAGCUCGUCCGCCAGCAAGGAGUCGCCCAAACUGCGGCGACACUCCAGCCCCAGUUCUCCUACAAGCCCCAAGUUUGGAAAAGCAGAUUCCUAUGAAAAGCUGGAGAAACUGGGAGAGGGUUCAUAUGCUACAGUUUACAAAGGAAAGAGCAAGGUGAAUGGGAAGCUGGUGGCUCUGAAGGUGAUUCGUCUGCAAGAGGAGGAAGGAACGCCCUUCACAGCCAUAAGAGAAGCAUCUCUUCUGAAAGGCCUGAAGCAUGCCAACAUCGUGCUCCUCCAUGACAUCAUCCACACCAAGGAAACCCUGACUCUGGUCUUCGAAUAUGUGCACACAGACCUGUGUCAGUACAUGGACAAACACCCUGGGGGUCUCCAUCCAGACAAUGUGAAGCUUUUCCUGUUCCAGCUGCUGAGAGGCCUGUCCUACAUCCACCAGAGGUACAUCCUUCACCGCGACCUGAAACCGCAAAACCUGCUCAUCAGCGACACUGGAGAGCUCAAACUCGCUGACUUUGGCCUGGCCAGGGCCAAGUCGGUCCCCAGCCAUACCUACUCCAACGAGGUGGUGACCCUGUGGUACCGGCCUCCAGAUGUCCUGCUGGGAUCCACAGACUACUCCACCUGCCUGGACAUGUGGGGGGUGGGCUGCAUUUUCAUUGAGAUGAUCCAAGGAGUGGCUGCCUUUCCUGGGAUGAAGGACAUCCAGGACCAGCUGGAGAGGAUAUUCCUGGUCAUCGGCACCCCAUCUGAGGAUACUUGGCCUGGAGUUAACUCUUUGCCUCACUUCAAACCAGACCGCUUUACAGUGUACAGUGCGAAGAAGCUCAGACAAGCGUGGAAUAAGUUGGGCUAUGUGGACCAUGCAGAGGAGUUGGCCUCCAGGUUCCUCCAGUGCUUCCCAAAGAACCGGCUGUCAGCCCAGGCAGCUCUGAACCACGAAUACUUCAGCAACCUUCCUCCACGGCUCUGUGAGCUGCAGGACAUGUCUUCUAUCUUCACCGUACCAAAUGUCAAGCUGCAGACAGAGAGCGGGGACAGCAUACAGGUGUGUGCACGAAGGAACAGUCAUGGAAAGGCAUCCUCUGGCAGCAAACACUGACCUGAGGCAGCAUCCUGCACAUGACUGCCUGACAGGUGGCUGUUCUGUAAAAAAAAAAAAAAACAAGAUGAAGACAAGAUGCUGAGAUGGAGGAUCCAGACGAAUGAAAGAGCCCCAGUUCUCUUUAUUUAUUACCUUCACAAUAUGUGCGCGUGUGCGUGUGUGUGUGUACAUGAGAAAGAGAGUGAGCAUUGAGUAUAGUUAUGAAUGCAUGUGUGCAUUAUGAAAGGUACCUAAGAUUUCAGGCUAUCAUUUGUUUACUUUUUAUAAUGUUCCAAUAACUCAUAUAUCAUUGUCACAGUAUAAACAAAAGGACUUUACUAUUGGUACAUAUUGUGUUUUGUGUUUGUAACUAGCCUCCUAUUUAAGAAUGUAUAUUUGUAUGUAUGAUAUACUCAUCUAGAAACUAUAUAAUGGACAGUUUUAAUAUUGUUUCGUCUUCUCACCACCACACUGCUCUUGCAAAGACACAUAACUCAACAAACACAUACUGGAGCCAUGCAUACAAGCAAAUCUGUAUCUAUAAAACAAAAACAAUGCUCUCAGUUCAGAAGGAAAAAAUUGUCCUAAAGACUUUCAUUUCUUUUUAACCAGGUUCAACUAUAAUUUGUGGAACCGCAGACAACAAUAAUAUCAAAAGUGGAAGCAGGGCUCCAGACUAACUUUUUUCACCUCCGUCCCUGAACCGUCCUGAAAAACAAUUUGAAUCGUCCUGAAGUUAAUGUAAGUUAACUGUCGGGACACCUUUUUACCUCGAUGAUAAAUUAUUUAAUUUCAAUUCAGUUAUAAACUCCUGGACAUUGUUUCAGCAAGUUUUCUGCUCAUGUUCAAAGCAUUCUGCAUAUUCAGAAUCUCACAUAUCUUUGUUCUCUUAAAUGUAAAAGAAAAUCGUAAUAAUGACUAACAUCAUUAUUUAAUGAGAAUUCACAAUAUUUUUAAAAGGUCUACCUGACCUAUACUCUGCUCCCCUUCAGACUCUACUGAAUGAAACAAGUGCACUGCACUUCGUCGGAGGUAAAAAACAAAACUAACACUGCCAAUCACGCAGACAUCUCAGCGCAAAUCCUCAUAUUGACUUCUGCCGCUCACAGUCCCAAACAGAGCCAGAUUGUGCUUCAGGUUAUAGAUGUUUAAUGCAAAACUCUACCCGCAAGUCUGCUAGUCGAUGUUUUCACAAUAUAGAUUUGUUUUUCACUGCGUGAGAAGAUUGGUGUGUAGCGCUUAACGCUAGCCUACACUGUGCAAUUGAGAGAUCAGCAAGCUGUUUGUCACUGAGAGAAUCAAUGGACCUGUACCGCGGGAACAGGUGAGCAGCCAGCCUCCUGUGUGAAUCCGGCAUGACUUUCGUAACAGCAUGAGAAGACGGCCUCCGUUGUAGUCAGCACUCGGUCGGUUUAGUUUAUCAUUUGCUAAGUGAUCGUAAUAAAUAAACACACACACACACACGAUCCCUUUCGUCCUAGAGGCGUCCUACAGAAUAUUUGUCUUUGUCCCAAACACAUUUUCAUCCCCAGGAUGACAGGACGCAGUUAGUCUCAAGCCAUGGCUUUCAGGUGCUGUAACACAUCCUCUGGUAGCCAUAUUGGAGGUCCGUGGUUCUUUGACAGCUACUUUUAUGUUAAAUGUACAACUCUCCUGACUCUGCAGUUAAGACGUGGUUAACUUGCAUCUAUUUUAAAGGUUGAAAUUAUUAUUUAAUUAAUGGUACAUGUAGCUGAUUUUGUGCUAUCAUAAUGUAAACUUGUUAGCUGACUAACUGUGGUAACUCACCAUUUUGGUCUGAUUUAAACACUAAAGCGCACAUAUAGUAGGAAGUAGGAAACAGGAGGUGAGCAGUUGUAUUUCUCUCCUCAUUUGCCGGCCUGGGUGGGUUAAGGUUGCACAUUUCCACAUGUUCAAAGGGCAUGCAUUUUUCAGAGCCUUAUUUUUAUAGUUUUUGGCUAUCAUUUAUCAGAAUUUUUCACUCACAAAUAGCAUUGCUGAGAUCUUCAUUGUAAAACCGUGUGCAUUAAUUACUAAUAGAUAAAAGUUGAGGCAAGUUAAGGCUGGUACGUACUAAAGAGAUAAAAUAUUUUGGCACAUGCACAGAGCGCCAUCAUAAUACAUCCAUAAGCUAAUAAUGCUCACAUUUGCCUUUGUUUUUUUCUUCAAAAUAAUUUAGUUUAGACUGUUAUAAUAUUUGCAAUGUAAUAGAGUAUUAUAGCGGACUCAAUAUUUGCAUUGCGAAAUAAAAUUUUGCGAGUAAACUGUUAUCAUAACCCUUAAGAAUGAUGGCCAAAACUGCAAAAGUAAGACCCUGGUUGUAGAAUACUUGUAAUAAGGAUUCUUAAUGUUUCCAAUGGACCUCCAUGUAACCAGACCUGCCUGAUAUGAGUUUUGUGUUGCAGCUGAAAUGCCGCUCUAACAUAAAAAAUAUCUGCUGAUGAUGAGAUGUUGACGGUGCACACGUAACAUAACACAUAACAACAGGGAGAGCACGAACCAGUGUGUGUUAGAAUAUACAGUACGCAAUACCGUAAUUGACAAAAACUGUAAGUGUGUGUGUCUGAUAGAGAUUUGUAUGUGUGCUAGUGUGCAUGAGUGUAUAAAAACAUGGGCAAUAGCUAAGCAUUGGUGCUUCCAUCCUUGCAUAUGAGCUAAUGUACAAAAAAAGGUAGAACACCAAUAGGCUGUGUGGCUUAUUGUUUGAUCUGGCCCACGACAAUCCUCCCUUUCACUUUAUCUAAUAUUAUCAAAGGAUCGGCAAUAUUCUGUUUGUUCAGUUCAUGAGUCAAAUGUGAAGACUUAUUUGGAGCUUUCCUUAUCAGACAAAUUAAGCAAGUGAAUGGAGUGAGUCCUUUGCGGUGUGUGAUAGUGUGUGUGCAGUAUGUGAAAUGUAGGUGCUCAUGAUCUAUGAGUCCCUUCACCACCAACUUGUGCUCUCAUGCAUGGACGUCCCCCAUUUGUGUGCCCCUCAACAUGUUCUAAAUGUUUUGGAACUUUUUAUGACACCGUGACAAAGGUCAGCUGUAUAACAGUAUCAUCUGCAAAGAUGUUGAUACUGCAUUUUGCUCUUUCUUUUGAUGUUUUGUGUGAAAUUAUCUGAAUAUUAUUACAGUUUAGACGUUUGGUGACAAUUGUGAAGUACUAUCAAUACAAUGGCUUCCUCUUAGAUUUCAAUCGGUUUGAAAUCAACUGAAACAAUAAUAUUGGCCCUGCACUGUUGAUUAACCGAAGAGAUGAGGCUGCAAAUGUGACAUCAUGAAGAAUUGGAAACUGUGGAUAUUUAUCAUGUCUGCCUCUUAAACACACACACACACUCGCACUCAUAUUUACAAUAUAGAUGUCUUGCCUGCUAGGAUAAACUUCCCACACCCAUCUAGUCCUAUCAGCUACAGUACAGUAUAAACCUGCAGCCCCUCCAUGUCCCCCUCCAGAUGGUCUGUCACAUUUAAGAAUAGGGUUUUUAACCUGCAAAGAGUUUGUGGGAAGCAGUGUUUUUUGUUGUAAUUUUUUUUUUGGGGGGGGGGGGGGGUUGUUUUGGAUUUUUUCAUGUCUAUCUUAAUGCAACACUCACACAUUGUAAUCAUUCCUCUUCUCCAUUAAGACCAUGAAGUGAUACUUUCAUAGAGUGACUACAGUGUAAGAAAUGGUUCAGCGCCAAAAUGUAUUCCAAAAUUCGGCUAUAAUAUGACGCUUCAGCAGUCUUGAAUUAGCAGAAUCAAGUUGUUACCUUAGUUGGGCCGGCCGCGUUUACGUUUAUUGAUAGAUAUUUUUCUAAAGAGAAGGUGGACCAAACCAGAGCCUAAAUGACAAGCAAUAUUGGCCUUCUAUUUAUCAGAUGGCUGGGAUGGGCCAUGUUGUUCUGUUGCUGGAGAUGUAAGCCGAUAGUCGCUUGCUAACCUGUUAGCCAUAAAAACAUAUGUUGAUCAGAGGUCCGCGAUGAGAUGUUCUUUGUGGUUUUUCUGUCGUCUAGUGGUCAAAAAACACCUAAUUAGCCUUUAGUUACACUUGUUACUUGUUAAUAAGUCAAAAUGGUGCAAAAAGGUACGUCAAAUGUAUCAACAAAAACAAAAUGUGACCAAGUGCAAUAGAAAAAGACAAAUAAAUCAUGCCGUGCUGAAGCUUUAGCUCCACUGCAGAGACAAAAGAUGCCAGCAGACAAGAACAUCAGAGCUGUGUGGAGUGAUGAAGAAACAAACAUACAUUUCCAUCACGUUUUACACAUGAUGUUGUUAGUUUGAGGUUGACAUUAAUUAAUGGUAUUAGACUGGAGAAUUAGUGCCAAUUGUUUAUUUUGAUACUUGCAACUCCUAAACUUUACAUAACAGUAGUGGCUGGAAAUGCACGUUAAUUUAAACUUUCUUGUGUGGAUUUUCUGGAAAUCAGGUUCAAAGUUGUGCUACAUUUGGAUGGAAAUAUUAGUUUUGACUGAACUUUUGCAAAGAACAAGGGAUGUGAAUUUUGUUUUCCUUAUUUGUGUAGUCACUUGACGAGGGAAUCACUGCACAACCAGUGUAGUGAGGAGGGAUGAUUACAGCAAUCCAUAACUCUUUCAACAUACAUGUGAGUACUGAAUUAAGGUGGACUUGAAAAUAUAUGAAUCUGUCCUUUUAAAGGAAGAAAAGCAAGUAAGAGAAUGAAUUGGAGCCUUAAAGCGCUUAGACAUUUUACCGUGACAGUCCAGCUUCUUCGACCAUAGAGGGUAGUAGAGGCAAAGUAAAUAAUUAUGGGCUAGACUCUCCCCAGUAGCGUUUUGAAAAUGCACUUUAAAGAAAAGUCAGUUUGCCCCACAUUCCAGCCUGUAUGGUCACAUUUAUGCACUUGCUUUGCCCUAAUGAUAUAUAUAUAUAUAUCUAUAUAUAUAUAUAUAUAUAUAUAUAUAUAUAUAUAUAUAUAUAUAUCUAUCUCCUUGCUUUGCCUGACGGAAAGCAAACUACCCAUCCUUACAAAUGUAAAUCUCGUCCCUCAUUUUGAAUCUUUACCACAGAUUGAGGAGAGCUCGUGGAAAUGCUGUACUUGAAGUUAUCUUGCGGCUUUUCAGUGUCAUCCCCGGGCUGUGAUUGUGCAGCGGAAAAAAGGGGAGGAGAGGGGGUGGGUAAUGCCAGUAAAGCGGCGUGACAGAAGAGGGUUAAUACCAUCGAGCUGUGCUAAGAUAGCCCAGCCUCAUGUGGCUUUAAGGGAUUGCAGGCAGUAUUAGCAGCUGAAUAAUUAUUUUGGGAUGUUUCUCCUUGUGCACACUUUUGGUGUGGCACACAUUGCUUCCUUUCCCCCUUAACGCUCUUACUUCUGUGGAGCUUUGGCAGCCUGCAGUCUUGUACAAAAUCUUAUAUUUUUGAGUCCUGUGUGGGCAGAGUUCCUGAGAGCACUCUGUUCAAACUUGAAUGUUCUUCAAUAUAUCUCAAUAAAGUCCAGACAAGGAAAGACUAGGUGGUAUUGCACAUUUAGCACUGUGACAAGAAAAAUUAGAAAUAAUAUCAAUAGAAAUGUCAAAGGUGGAAAUUGAUAAGGCGCUGACACACCUAUGAAAUGAAACAUUGAUGCUUCUACUAGUUUGUAUACAGGGUUGCAAAUGUCCCCUUAAAUGCUUUCAAAGAGAUAUCAUAUAUGAUUAUACAUAUAUUAUGAAUAUAAAUAUAAGGCAUCUAUUUUUUUUGGCAUUUAUCGUGUGGACAGAAGUGGUAUUGGUAGGAAAUACAUAUAGGUUGGAUUUAACGUGCAUCCUUGCUGUGCUGAACAAUGAUUCUGUGUUUGCAACUUUUUUCAAUAAAGCUUCUCUUGCAUUUUUUGUUUUCUUUUUGUAUGCUGCACUGAAAAUACAUCAUUUUCACAAGUGAUUUGGAAAAACAGAAGUGUCGUCAAACACUUUAUUAAGUGAAACAAUAUAGUAUACAGUAGAAUAGCUGUUGCAUUAUUUGUUACGACCUGUAUGUAAUGUUAUUAUGGAAGAUGUAAUGUCCUUCUGUAAAUGUUGUUUAAUGUUUUACCUGAAAUAAAAUUUAUUAAUGCUUCAGA